CAGCAAGCGCGCAAGACGCACGCGGAUGAAAAAAAGUGUUGAAUAAAAAUAAAGUGCUUUAUUUGUUUAAUGCUGCAGUAAAGCACAGCAAGCAAAAGUGAAAUUCGGUUGCUAACGUGAGCGAGUGUGAAAUUGUUUAAUUAUUUGAUAAUCAAAUGGGUAACUUGGACGACGCGCCGUGCGAAGAACAAGGCUAUGCCGAAAAUGGCAAUGGCAAGGCUGCUGCUACACCAAUUAGCAAUGGACACACACCCAAACAAUGGAUGAAUCAUGCGGAGGAGCAGCAGCCGCACUUGGAGCAAGGCGAAAUAAAGUUCUCUGCGCCGGCUUACACUGAGAUUCGCACGCGGUCCGGAGGCCUAAAUUUCAAGACUGUCAACGCGGGCAGCUAUCAUCCGGCCCAGCAGGAGGCGUCCAAUGGCUAUGCAAACAAGCGCGUCAACGGCAGCUCACGCCAACAGCCGAAGCUCAGUCAGGCGGACGGCAUACUCUCCGCCGAGCAGGAGCAUUACCAGAAGACCUCGUUCGAGGAGGUGCCACUGCACACGGCCUGCUUAACCUACCUGGGCUUCUAUCUGCUCAUGAUCCUGGGCUACAUCAAUCAGCUGCUGUUUGUGCCCAAGGUGGCCACGGAAAAGAAACGCGAGGGCUAUGUGACGCUCUACGAUGCCUUCGAGAGUUUCUAUUCGCGUUAUGUCUACAGACGCGUGCGUGAUUGCUGGAAUCGUCCCAUUUGCAGUGUGCCGGGUGCUGAGCUGGUGCUGAAGGAUCGUGUUACCGAUGACUAUGGCUGGAGCUUUAGAUUCACAGGCACAGAGACGCGUUGCUUGAAUCUCGGCUCAUACAACUAUUUGGGCUUUGCUGCUGCCACAGGCGUCUGCGCGGAAGAAUCGGAGCAGCGCGCACGUGAUAAUGGACUCGCCUUCUGCAGCUCCCGCAGUGAAUUGGGCAACACUCAGCAGCAUCUGGAUCUGGAGCGUUUGACUGCGCGUUAUUGCGGCGUGGAGGAUGCCAUCGUCUUUGGCAUGGGCUUUGCCACCAAUGCGCUGAAUUUGCCCUCGCUGCUGGGUCCCAAUUGCCUUGUGGUGAGCGAUGAGAAGAACCAUGCUUCCAUUAUUCUGGGACUGCGUCUGUCCGGCGCCACCACGCGCGUCUUUAAGCACAACAACAUGCGGGAUCUGGAGCGUGUGCUGCGCAAGGGCGUCUGCUAUGGCAAUCCCAAGAACGGCGGCAAGCCCUGGAACAAGAUUAUGAUUAUAGUCGAGGGCAUCUUCAGCAUGGAGGGCAGCAUAGUGCGUCUGCCCGAGAUUAUUGCGCUGAAAAAGAAAUACAAAGCGUAUUUGUAUUUGGAUGAGGCGCAUAGCGUUGGCUCCAUGGGUCCCAAUGGACGUGGCAUCAUUGAUUACUUCAGAGCGAAUCCCAAGGAUGUGGACAUAUUGAUGGGCACGUUUACCAAAAGCUUUGGCAGCGCUGGUGGCUACAUUGCUGGUUCCAAAAAACUGAUUGACUUUCUGCGCACAAAUAGCCACGCCCAUUGCUAUGCCAGCUCCAUGUCGCCGCCCAUUGCACAACAGAUUUAUACUUCGAUGAGCAUUAUUAUGGGUGAAGAUGGCACCGACGCUGGUCGGAACAAGAUCACACAGCUGGCCAGGAAUACGCGCUACUUCCGCCGACGCUUGGCGCAGCUGGGCGUCAUUACCUAUGGCCAUGAGGACUCGCCUGUGGUGCCCAUGUUGGUCUAUCUGUUUUCCAAAAUUGGCGCUGUGGUGCGCACUUUGACCACACGUCAUAUUGCUGUUGUGGGCGCUGGUUUUCCUGCCACGCCCAUUAUGGAGGGACGCAUACGCUUUUGCCUUUCUGCUGCGCAUACCAAGGAGCAGCUGGACUAUGCGCUGGAUGUUAUAAACGAUGUCAGCAAGAAUCUGGGCUUGAAGUAUUCACGCAAACCACGCGAUCCACAUCCUAUUGAAUACUAAGGCACACACACCCACACACACACAUACACAUAUGUAGCCUGUAGCGCAUUCAGUACUGUCUCUGUCUUUAAUUGUUAACAGCAGUCAGCAGCAGUCAUUGAGUUAAUAAUAUUUAUAGAGUAUUGUCUAACAAUUGACUAAUUCCAAUAAGAACUCUGCCUCAGCCUCUAGCAAAGUAAA
Molecule: messenger RNA, 2156 nt
Organism: Drosophila busckii
Lineage: Eukaryota; Metazoa; Arthropoda; Insecta; Diptera; Drosophilidae
Gene: lace
Product: serine palmitoyltransferase 2
Exons: 4
Coding region: 156-1976 (606 amino acids)
Biological process (GO): sphingosine biosynthetic process; ceramide biosynthetic process
Cellular component (GO): serine palmitoyltransferase complex
Molecular function (GO): pyridoxal phosphate binding; serine C-palmitoyltransferase activity
Source: RefSeq, a predicted model, not a curated record